CACGGCAGCCAUCUUGAAUUAAAAUUUACAAUAGGAAAACUAUCACUUCAUUCAUUAGUGAUCGCAAACAUUAAACAAUAAAGUGUAAUUUGAUAACAACGUAAAAAAUUUACAAGUUUAUAAGUGGCUAAUUAACGUACCAUAAUUAAUUUAAUAUUAUUAAAAAUUAUAAAAAGAUUUCAAUUUGCCAAUAAAGCAAAUCAGCUGUUAUCCGUCAAUCGAUGUCAACAAAAUUACGUAAUUUUGUUUAGAAAAACAGUGAAGUAUUAUUUUUGGAUGUCAAUAAAUUGGCAAACUAAAUGAAAAAAUUAAAUUUUUCGUGAUUCAAAUUGUUCAAGUGAAUGCGGAUAAAGAACCUAUAGUUUUGACGAGUCAUUUGUGUCUAUUUCGUAUAAUGUAGUUAAUAAAAACAGUUAUGGAUAAUAAAAGCAUUAUUGAGUGUGCCGGAUUUUAUUUUAUACAUAAUUUCGAUUCCGGGAAUUUGGGUCAUGUAGAACAAGUUCCCACGGAACUAAUUGCUCCCAGUUUAAAUCUGAAAACGAAUUCUCCAGAAACUCCUGAUUAUGAGUUUAAUUUAUGGACAAGGCCAGAUUGUGCCGGGACAGAGUUUGAAAAUGGCAACCGCACUUGGUUUUACUUUGGCAUCCAAGCCAGUCAACCUGCCGUACUGGUUCGACUUAACUUGAUAAACCUGAACAAGCAAGGCAAAAUGUACAACCAGGGCAUGGCGCCUGUCACUAGGACAUUACCUGGGAAGCCUCAGUGGGAAAGGAUAAAAGAUCGCCCAGUUCACUCUACGGACGAUAACACAUUCACACUGAGCUUUAAAUAUAAGACGUCAGAAAAUCCUAAAGCAACAACAUUCUUUGCGUUCACAUAUCCAUACUCGUUUGCUGAACUGCAGCUAGCGUUGAAUGCUGUGGAUGGCAAGAUGUUGCCGCUGCCCACCCCACAGUCACCUGACGAUAUAUACUACUGCCGCGAAUGUCUUACAUACUCACUUGAAGGACGGCGAGUGGACUUGUUAACAAUAACGUCACAUCACGGGAUAACAGCGGAACACGAGGAGAGGCUCAAGAACCUCUUCCCAGAGAACCAGGAAAGGCCAUUCAAGUUCCAGAAUAAAAAGGUGAUCUUCAUAUCGGCUCGCGUGCACCCCGGCGAGACGCCGUCCAGCUUCGUGUUCAAUGGCUUCCUGAGCCUGCUGCUGGCGCGGCACGACCCGGUGGCGCUGCAGCUGCGCAAGAACUACGUCUUCAAGAUGAUCCCCUUCCUCAACCCUGACGGCGUCGCGCGCGGACACUACCGCACCGACACGCGCGGCGUCAACCUCAACCGCGUCUACCUCAGCCCCUCCGCCGCGCUGCACCCCACCGUCUACGCCUCCAGAGCACUCAUCAGAUAUUACCACUUUGGUUGCGAAAAAGAGGACAAUUUCGAGGAUAACAAGGCAUUAACUUCUCGAAGUAUGCAGAACAUAAGUGAAAGCGCAGAGCUGUUAGACAAUGUGAAGAAGAAAAAAAGUCCAUACAAACGGGAGUACUACAAGAACAAAGAGAAGUCUCUGGGCUCAAACAAGUCUUCGGGCAACCUGCAGCCGCUCUCCGCUGACUCCUCCUGCAAGGACGCCACCGUCUCCUGCGGCGAGGCGACGCACCUCGCUGACCAGGUGUAUGACAUGAAACUGCAAGAGAUGCCGUCUCAGCUGAGCAGCGUGACGACAAAGGAGUCGACCGCGGAGGAGGGCUCGUGCCGGCUCAGCGACGACCUGCUGCGCACCUGCCUCGGCUCCACCGUGCACGUCAGCACCUCCGAGGAGCUCAACAUCCCCGGCAGCAACCCCCUCAAGCCGCUCAGAGACACGCUCAAAAACAGUAUCUCCUUACUCAUGGAAUCGGGCUCUUCUAUUGCUGGUUCCCCAUCCUCUCCCCAGUCGUCGCGCUCCGGCUCCCCCACAUUCAGCUCCAUAACAGAAUACAGAGAGCAUCAGUUGCAGCAGUUCGAUAGACAGGAACUAGAGCUACAGGACAUGGAUCAGGCGGCGAGCGAAGAUUCCGUCUACUUCUGCACCAACUGCUUCAAGAGAUACGUCAUGUCCGGCCCACACGAGGAAGUUGACCAACCGGCGACCAUGUUUACACAAGCGCCGGGCGCGCCUUCCACUAUCAGCGUGCAACCAGCGCCUGUAAGCAUAAAGGAGGAGAAACCGAAGCCGGUGUCGGCGAAGCAGGUGAAGAAGAAGACGAUCUGCGCCUCCAGCUCCAGCACGCGCACGCACAAGGACCCCGAGUCCGGCCUCUUCCUCUACAUCGACCUGCACGGACACGCCUCCAAGAAAGGUAUCUUCAUGUACGGCAACCACUUCGAGGACGUGGAGCGGUCGGUGGAGUGCAUGCUGCUGCCGCGCAUCAUGUCCCUCAAC
Papilio polytes (common Mormon) is the source of this 2422-nucleotide messenger RNA. Its product is annotated as cytosolic carboxypeptidase-like protein 5. The record is from RefSeq and is a predicted model, not a curated record. The transcript is spliced from 15 exons. Gene Ontology annotation, biological process: proteolysis. Gene Ontology annotation, molecular function: metallocarboxypeptidase activity; zinc ion binding. Lineage: Eukaryota; Metazoa; Arthropoda; Insecta; Lepidoptera; Papilionidae. The annotation marks the transcript as partial.